Molecule: messenger RNA, 390 nt
Organism: Dibothriocephalus latus
Lineage: Eukaryota; Metazoa; Platyhelminthes; Cestoda; Diphyllobothriidea; Diphyllobothriidae
Source: the annotation of a GenBank genome assembly
AUGCUUGGUGAGGCGUAUGAGAAGGUUCACAACUGCAUCCCGGACUUAAUACGUCAACCGAAACCAACAGUUCCAGAAUCAUCAUACGCUCCGUGUGGUCACUUGGUCUUCACCACAUCGGUAGCCGGUCAAAUAGCAGCGCCAGGGCUCUCAACCUACUGUGCUUCAAAGGCGGCGCUCUCAAUGUUUGCUGAAUGUUUAAGUCUGGAGGUGGCGCGACAGAACAUUUCUGAUAAAAUUCAUGUUACGGAUGUUCGGCCCUUUUACAUGAAUACGCGAAUGUUCAAAGGCUGUAGCUCGAGGCUUUCUGUCCUUCUCCCAAAUAUUGAAACAAAAGAUGCGGCCCGUCGGAUAGUAUACGGUAUCCGCCACCGCGAAUUCAUUGUCUAA